Panthera uncia (snow leopard) is the source of this 3674-nucleotide messenger RNA. RefSeq names its product transmembrane protein 200B (gene TMEM200B). The transcript has a single exon. The record is from RefSeq and is a predicted model, not a curated record. Bases 1315 to 2238 code for a protein of 307 amino acids. NCBI's taxonomy places the organism in Eukaryota, Metazoa, Chordata, Mammalia, Carnivora, Felidae.
AUGGGGUGUCGUGUCUUGAGCUUCGGGGGUGCGGAUGGGGAGUGAGUGGGGUAGCAAGGCCUCCUUCCUGGGGCUUCGGCUACGGGUUCCAGCACUGAAGCUGUUUAGAAACCAUACCGGGGGAGUGAAGACGCACCACCGGACAGCGAGGUCCUAACUCUCCCCCCGCGGCCCAGGGCUCCUGGGCGGGGGCCCGGUUUCCUCCCACACCCUCCCUCCCAUGGGGGCCACACCACACACAACCCAGCUACUCCUUACCCGGCCCCGGCUCCAGUCCUCAGGCCACAGGCCGGGAAGGGCUUAAGCCGGGCGGCCCAGGCUGGGGCGGCCUGAGGUGCUGGGGCGGUGCUGCUCCGUCCGGGACGCGGGCCACAGAGGCCUCGGGUGGAGGAGGCCGGAAAGGAGGACAGGCGGCGGGAAAGGGGGAUGAUUCAUCCCGAGGAGCUCGAAUUGGAAACGCUGCAACCUGGGAACAGCCUUGCCCAGGCCGACGGGAGAGCCGGAGGGGAGCUCUACCGGCAGGGCCCCGCGCCCAGCACCUGCAGCCCCCUGCGCCCUGCCCUGGCCACUGCCCGGCCGCUGGGGGAGGAGAGGCCUCGUCUACGCGGAGUUUAAAGCAAUCCCGGGCAAAGUCUGCCGCUGGUCUUGAUCGGAACGGUCUUCCUGGAGUCUAGCUCAAGUCUCUCCUGCUGCAGCUUCAGUGCAGACUGAGGAGGUCUGAAAGGAGGGGGCGGGCAGGAAGAGGCUGGAGUCAGUGACACCCCCUCCUUCCUACGCUGCGGUAUGUAAAGCGCAGUAGGGGGGAGGUGGGGCCCGCGAGCGACCCCAGCGGACCCGGGCGGUCUGAGCGCCCCCUCCCUCCUUUACGGUGCACCCACGUGCGGGGGUGAGGUCGAUCCCGGGCGGGACUUACCUUGGAGACGCCACUGCCGGGGGGCCCGCACACCUCCUGAGGCCCGGAGCCGGCGGGCUGGCGAAGAGGGCUCUGGAGGCCGGAGCCCCGCAGCCGAGGAUGCGCCAGGUAGCAGCCCGCUCCCCCCCUCCCUCCUCUCCGCCCGCGGGCCCGGCCAACUCCGGCUUCUGCCGCGCGUCCCUGGCUCCGAGCUCCGCUGCGGAAAACCCGAGCGGGGGCGGCUCCCCGCCUCGCGGCCCGGGAAAAUCCGGGGGUGGCCGCCAGGGAUCUCCAAGCGGCCUGGGCGAGGCAGCCUGAGCUUGCCUCCCGGAUUUGGGCCCCCCACCUGGCGCUCCGACCCUAGGCCCGUCGGUUCAGUCCCUGCCUCCCAUCUCUCUGCAGAGCGCCUAGACGACGGCGAGAUGACGGCUGGGAGCCCUGGAGACUGCGGGGAGGUGCGCAGGAGCCCCGAGGGCCGUGUCUCUCGCCUGGGCCGCCGCCUGGGCCGCCGCCGGCGCCCGCGCUCCCCGCCCGAACCUCUGCGGGUGCGGGCACGGCUGCGGCUGCGCUCGCCGUCGGGGGCGUUCGCGGCGCUGGGGGCGCUCGUGGUACUGGUGGGCAUGGGCAUCGCCGUGGCCGGCUACUGGCCGCACCGCGCCGGCGCCCCAGGGCCGCGCGCUGCCAAUGCCAGCGCGCCCCCCCUGAGCGAGCUGCGACGCGAGGGUCGCGGCGCCGGCCGGGCCCACGGCCCGCACGAGCGGCUGCGGCUCCUCGGGCCGGUGGUCAUGGGCGUCGGCCUGUUCGUGUUCAUCUGCGCCAACACGCUACUCUACGAGAACCGCGACUUGGAGACGCGACGGCUUCGCCAGGGGGUGCUGCGGGCUCAGGCGCUCCGCCCUCCUGACGGCGCCGGCUGGGACUGCGCCCUCCUCCCCAGCCCCGGACCCAGGACUCCCCGAGCCAUAGGCCGCGCAGAGCCAGAAAGUUGGGACCUGUCCCCGCGUCGGGGUACCUCACCCGUCCCGUCAGUGCGGAGUCUGCGUUCAGAGCCUGCUAAUCCUCGCUUAGGGUUACCUGCCCUGCUCAACAGUUACCCUCUGAAGGGCCCAGGGCUGCCCCCACCCUGGGGUCCACGGACCCAGACUGGCCAUGUGAUUAUCACCGUGCAGCCCUCUGGUUCCUGCAUCGAACAUUCCAAGUCUCUGGAUCUGGGCCUUGGGGAGCUCCUACUUGGGGCCCCGGCAGCUCGAGACUGUGCUCACCGGAGCUGGCCACGGCUGGACCGCCUCAGUCUGGGGGGUUAUGCCAAGUUGGGAGGAGGAGGGGACUUGGGAGCCCGGGUUUGAGGAGCAGGGGACAGCCUUCUAGGCGGCUGCAGCAUGGACAUUGGUAACAGGACCAGAAGUCCCAAUAUCUAGUAGAAGCAUCAGUCACAUCCCAGACUGGAGGUGGAUGCUCUGGCCCCAUCAGCUGCUAAGGCAUCCUGACUUGCAUGUCGGCAGACAAAUGCCAACUGCACAGGGUUCAAUAAGCUGGAGAUGUGCUUUAAUGUGGAGUCUGGAGACCAGCAUGACUCGGCCUUGGGAUCUCUUUUAAGCCUCCCAAAGUGGCCUUACUUAGCCUCGGACAGGUACCUGAGGGGGCUGGAAGUCCAGGUCAGGGUGACUGGGAGAAACCUGGUGUCUUGGCAAACCCCAAGUGGUGAGCAAGGACCCCUAAGACCCAGAAGGUAGGUUGGGAUGUUACAGGCUGGGAUGGGCUCCCUCCAAGGUGGUGCCAGUUGCGGGGUCGAGGAAGACAGGCAAUGGGGUAGAGCAGAGACCCUCCACUGCCAUCUGGGAUGGGGCCUGAGGCUUUAUCUCCCACCACCUCAGCCCCUGUCUCCCCUCAGCCAUGCGGGGUACACCCCACUAGGGCUACACUACUGCCAAAGUCUUCCUACCGAGGGUCUGGCCCCUCCCUAAACAGGUCUGAGAAGCCCCCUUCUCUCCUCUGUCAUGGCCUGUGCUGCAACAUCUCCCUCCAGCAGGCAAAAAGCAUUUGUCAGAUCUUUUAUACAACGUUGAAGCCGCAUUUUGGCCAAUGUGGGUAGCUUACUUUAGAAAAUGGCUUGAAUUUGGGUCUCCCUUACUCGUGUUUAAUUUUUCCCAGAUUGCUGGUAGGAAAAGAGAACUUUAAAAGUUGAUCAAUUCUCACAGAUUCAGUCUUUUUUUUUUUUUUGUAAGUUUAUUGAAAAAUGCAAUACAAGAAGCAAGACCAAACACGUAUCUAAGCACUACACCACUUCUCUUACUACAAAAGGCCAAAACAGCAGACCUAAUUAUUGCCUUUUUAAUCUAGGGAUUUUGCCAAUUUGAUUCUGCUGCCAUAGUUCCUAUUUGUCAAGAAAUGUAAACAACUACUUGAUAUGAUUCAUAAUUUUAAAAAAAUUUACAAAGCUCCUUCAUUUUUGUCAGCAAAAUAAUACAUUUGAGAGAGAUCUGUAAAAACAGCCAGCCGGGGGCUGAGAUCCUGGCCAGGUAUUUCCACGAGCAGUGGGCAUUCUGUGGUGUUGGUCAGGCCAUAGCUCUGGCUCCACUUCCCAGGGCAGACGGUUGUCCCCUCCCCCCCUCCACCGCCCUGCAGAACAUGCGAUGGGGAGGCCUGGGCCAGAGGGCGAAGAGGCCCUGAAAGCUCCCUGUGGCCAGGUUCUUCGGGCCCUCGGCUUGGAAAUUUAGGUCCUGCGUGGGGGGGGGGGGGGUGGGUGGUGGGUGGGUGGCAGAGACCUCGUGUGGCUUGGAGG